Paramuricea clavata is the source of this 555-nucleotide messenger RNA. The record is from the annotation of a GenBank genome assembly. Lineage: Eukaryota; Metazoa; Cnidaria; Anthozoa; Malacalcyonacea; Plexauridae.
AUGGCAAUGGUUAAAGAAGGGAACGCUAAAAAAGGAAACAGAAGGAAUGAUCCUAGCAGCUCAACACCAAGCCCUCAGAACCAAAUGGAUGCGACACCAUAUUGUAAAGAGUUCGAAAUUUCACCAACAUGCAGGAUUUGUGGACUCGCAGAUGAAACCGUCUCACAUAUUGUUUCGGAAUGCACUCUUCUUGCUCAAAAGGAUUAUAAGAAUGUGAGACAUGAUAAGAUUGCUGCUGCAAUACACAGAAACCUAUGUAAGAAGUAUGGAUUUGAGUAUGCGGAAAAAAGCUAUAACCACCACAUUGACAAGGAAAGCAGAGUAUUGGAGAACGAUGAAGUAAAAGUCUAUGGGAUUUCACCAUCCAAAAAGAAGCUAGAUUACAACAAACCAGAUCUAGUCAUAUUGAACAAGAAGGAGAAGACCACCCAUAUAGUGGACGUAGGCUGCCCAUUUGAUACAAGAGUAAAGGAGAGGGAAAGAACAAAGAUAGAAAAAUACACAGACCUUAAAUAUACAUACAUACAUACAUACUUUAUUGUGUUCCCUAAAUAG